Clunio marinus is the source of this 2769-nucleotide messenger RNA. The record is from the annotation of a GenBank genome assembly. Lineage: Eukaryota; Metazoa; Arthropoda; Insecta; Diptera; Chironomidae.
AUGGAUGAUUGGGAUAACAUAGAUUGGGAUGAAAAGGUUGACAAUCUUAUUAAGUCACAAAAGGAUAAUGAAGAGAAUAAAAACGAACCAGGAACAUCCAAAGAAUUCAAAUUUGGCGAUGAAGAUAAUGGAAAUUAUUUUGAAAAGAUUAAACCAAACAAGGAAUCUCCAAAAUCAAAAGUUAAAACAAGUAAAAAGUCAUCAGAACAUAUGAAAGUUCAAGAAUCGUACAUUCAGCCAUAUUCUCAAAAGGAUUUGAUGUUGAUCCGAGACGCUAUAAGAAAUAAAAAUGUUCAUAACUCAAUACUUUCUACUUUCGGAGAAUGGGAGAAAUUUCUCCUUACACAUGAGAUGAAUUUAAAUCCUGAAAAAAUUGUGGAUCUACUCAUUAUUGAUGUAUCUCUUCUAGAUAUUCCAUUUAAUUCACAUAAUAAACUUUUUCUGAGCAAAUUGUCAAACAUCGAAGUGUUUUGGUCAGAACUUCUCAACUUUCUCAAAGAUUUUUUUCGUUUCAAACACAAAGAUUUGAAGUUUCUUCUAGCUGUUGAUAUGAAUGAAUUCUUCAGAAACAUUGACUUGUUGAUAUUCAAUCUUCUUCUCAAUAAUCUCUUCAAUGAAAAUUUAAAAACAGUUUUCGACGAAAUUAUUCUAAUUAUGAAUGAAUUUAAUACUAAUAAAUGGAGUCAACCAGCAAUAUUAAGUCAGAUCUUAAAUGAUUACGAAAGAAAUCAAAACGAACUUAUGACUUAUGAGAUUUAUCCGCAACUUUCAGACCUCACCAAAAUAUAUCAAAAGUUUCACAAAAACAUUGUUAUUGGUGAAUAUGAAAACGUUUCCCAUUAUCUUCAAGUUCAACUUCCAUUGCUGAAAGAAGACUUCAUGAAUAAAUUACGUGAUGGCGUUCAAAAUAUAAAAACAAUGACAAAUGUUGACAAAAUUAUAAAAUCAUCAAAUGUUGUCAUUUAUCCAAACGUUUGUAUCAAAGCUGUGAAAAAGUUCUUAUGGAACAUGAAUUGUCGGAUGAUUGUAGUUGAAUUCAAUCAACAACAAAAUUCAAAAAUUGAUUGGAAUCGUCGACUUUUCAAUGGACAAAUGCUUUGUUUCUCAACCUCUCAGGACUUCAAUGACUUGAUAGUUGCUGUAGUGUUGAAUCGUGAUCUAAUCGAUCACCAACAAAAUGAAAUUUUCAUUGAAAUCAUUUCAACAGAAAACGUUGAUGAAAUUUUCAACCGAAGUUUAAUCAUGCUGGAACCAACAUCAUUUUUCGAGCCUUAUCAUCGAGUUUUUAACGUGAUUAAGAAUUAUAAUGAACUGAAUUUUCCUUUUAAAGAUCAAAUCAUUCAUUUAAAGAAGAUUUCAGAUUUUCCUAGUUAUCCACAUUCCAAACAAUUUACGUACAAAAAUUUCUCUUUCAAUAUUGAGAAUAUCAAUGAUUGGCCAUCGCAUGAUGUCUUACACCUCGAGAAUAUGCAACUUAAAGCAAUUCAAAAAGCUGUUACAAGUAAACUGACAGUCGUUCAGGGACCGCCUGGAACAGGAAAAACUUUUAUUGGAUUAGAGAUUUUAAAGAUUAUUCUUGAAAAUACAAAUGAAAUUGUGCUGGUGCUGACACAGACCAACAAUGCAUUAGACAAAUUUCUCAUCGGAGCUUCAAAGUUUUCUCAAGACAUCAUUAGAAUGGGUGGUCAAAGUAAAGCAUCUGAAGUUGAACAUUUUGUUGCUAAGUCCACAACAUCACUUGAAUCAAAAAGAUACAUGAAGAAGCUUCAAGCUCAAAAUCGUGAUAUUGUUGCGAAACUUAUAAAUUUAGACGACAAUCAAGAUGAAAUUUAUCAAACUAUAUCAAGACAUCAGCGAAUGAUUGAAGAGAUUCAUCAAAUGAAUUUGUUUUCAUGUUUAAACGGGAAGAGAAUAAUUGGAAUGACAACGACAUUUGCCGCAAGAAACACUGCAAUAAAUAAAAUGUUGAAACCUGGAAUAAUAAUAAUUGAAGAAGCUUCUGAGGUAUUGGAGAGUCAUGUUCUUGUAUCGUUGACUAGUGAAACUAAACAACUAAUUAUGAUUGGCGAUCAUCAACAACUUCGACCAUUAACAAAUAGUUUUGAGCUUGCAAGGAUUUACAACUUCAAUGUGUCGCUUUUCGAACGUUUAAUAAGAAAUGAUUUUGAUUUCAUAACUUUAGAUGUUCAAAUGCGCAUGAGACCAGAAAUUUGUGAUUUAGUUCGUGGAACAAUCUACAAAUCUUUGACAGAUGGAGAUAAUGUCGUUGAUAAUCCAAAAGUGAAAGGAUUGAAGCACAAUUUCUACUGUUUAGAACAUUCGUAUCCUGAGUCAAUUGGCGAUGGAGAAACUUCAAAGGAAAAUUUAUUCGAAGCAGAUUAUGUUAUGAGAUUAUGUAAAUACCUUAUUAGUUGUGGUAAUCCCAUUGAAGAGAUUACAAUUUUAACUGCUUAUGCAGCUCAAGCUCAACGAUUAAGAAAACUUUUGAAGGAAUCAGAAAUCAAUGUACGUGUAGCAGUUCUGGAUGCUUAUCAAGGUGAAGAAUCUGAAAUUAUUCUUCUUUCUCUCGUAAGAAGUAACGAAAAAGGCGAUAUUGGUUUCCUUGCAUCAGAAAAUCGCAUCGCAGUGCUUUUAUCACGCGCUAAAUUUGGAUUUUAUAUCAUCGCUAAUAUGAAAUGUCUGGCGAAUGCUUCCCCGAUAUGGAAAAAAGUUCGUGACAUAAUGAAAGAUAAGAAAUUGCUUGGUGAUAAAAUUCCAGAUGUUUUGUAA